AUGUCGUCGUUCGCCGGCGUAUCCGUCUUGGACGACGGCAUGCUGUGCCCUUCCACCAUGACCUUCGUCAGCACCAGCUCAGACUGCGGGUACCACCUGCUUGUGGUCAAGGGUUACGCUCGUACCAAGGAGACACCCAAUGGUCAAAGCAUCCUCUCUCAUGAUUUCGGGGUGGGAGGCUAUCGUUGGUCCAUCAAGUACUAUCCUAACGGCAUCAUCUCGGAUCGCGCCGACGUCGUCUCUCUCUAUGUGCACCGUCUCGAUGACGACGAUGGCAAGCAUGUGGAAGCCAAGUUUAGCUUUAGUUUCGUCGACGAGGUUGAGUGGCAGAAUCCAGUGUACAUCCGUGGAAUGAAAACAUGCAGCUUCUCCUCCGAUGCCUCUUCUUGGGGCUUCUACAAGUUUAUGAAAAUAGAUGCCCUUGAAAGAUUAAUGAAUCUAGACAAGGAUGACUGUUUCACCAUCCGGUGUGACAUCAUGGUCUGCAACGCCGAGAAUGAUGCCGGUGGCACCCAAGUGCUCCUGCCUGAUAUACACCGUAACCUUAACAACCUCCUUCACAAUAAGGUUGGUGCUGAUGUGACGUUUGAAGUCGGCAGCGAUAUUUUCUCAGCGCACCGAUGCGUGCUUGCAGCCCAAUCUAAGGUCUUCAUGGCACAACUAUUUGGACCCAUGAAGGAGGGAUCUGCCUCGCUCGAUGUCAUACAGAUCAAAGACAUGGAAGCAACAACGUUCAAGGCUUUGCUUAGCUUCAUCUACACUGACUCAUUCCCCGACAUGAAGGAGGAUGAAAUGUCACAAGCUACAGAAGAGGAGGCAGUAAAGUAUGAAAUGUGGCGGCAAUGGCUUCAAAACUUAUUGGUAGCAGCAGAUAGAUAUGACGUCCAAAGGCUCAAGUACAUAUGUGAGAAAGAGUUGUGUAAGAACAUGUGUGUAAGCUCGGUGGCGUCCAUGCUUGUCCUAGCUGAGCAGCACCACUGCCACAGAUUGAAGGAGGCGUGCUUGAAGUUUAUCCAAGUCCAGUCUCCCUCGUGUUUGCAGACAAUAAUCGCGAGCAAAGGUUGGCAGCAUAUAAUCGCGACUUAUCCCUCUGUUCUGAACGAGCUCAUUGCCAAGGUUAUUGCUUCAAACCAGCAGUUAGUCCUGAAGUGA
Triticum aestivum (bread wheat) is the source of this 1152-nucleotide messenger RNA. RefSeq names its product BTB/POZ and MATH domain-containing protein 3-like. Lineage: Eukaryota; Viridiplantae; Streptophyta; Magnoliopsida; Poales; Poaceae. The coding region runs from base 1 to 1152 and encodes 383 amino acids. Gene Ontology annotation, biological process: protein ubiquitination. The record is from RefSeq and is a predicted model, not a curated record. Gene Ontology annotation, molecular function: protein binding. The transcript has a single exon.